Molecule: messenger RNA, 3098 nt
Organism: Tetranychus urticae (two-spotted spider mite)
Lineage: Eukaryota; Metazoa; Arthropoda; Arachnida; Trombidiformes; Tetranychidae
Source: RefSeq, a predicted model, not a curated record
GUUGCAAUUAACUGUGUUUCUAUUUAAUUCUGUAUUACAUCUCCAUUAAAAUGUUAAUCAAACUUUUAAUUGUUUUUACAUUGUUUACAACAAUAUCAACAAUCAGUACCCACAGCUUGGUGGACUUGCCAUUAAAAGUACCUAAUGGAGGUCCAGUGAUUAAUGCUACUUUAACGGAUGUCAAUGGAUUUAAAAAAUAUUUUAUACAAGAGUUGAUAUCAGCUUCUGGAAAAAGCAUCAAAGGUAAAAUUUUAAUCUCAGACGACAAGGAUUCCUACUCAGUACACUAUAAAGCUGAUUCUCAAACUGGUGUGGACAGCAAGGAACGGUUGGUUAUUCAUGGUACAAAUUGUUUACUGUUCACUUACAAGAAUGGUUGGGAUAAAACUUUACCUGGAAUCGACAAUUCUUUACUCAACCUGAUUCUCUUGAUGGGACCUUCGAUAUUAUACCGACUCGAUCAUUCGUCGUUUGUUUGGAAAUCAGUUGCAGAUAAAAACAUCAGAGGAAUCAUGAUGAAAGGUGCAUCAACAGAAGUUAAUGAACAUUUGAAAAUUAUUUUCUAUUACAAAAGUCAUCUUGAUUACCAAUCUGGAAUAGAAAAUCCAAGCAGAAUUGAAUUUAGUGGUUAUGAUCGAACUUCAGUUCCAUAUCCAGGAAAAGAGAAUCUAUAUUUGGACAUCUAUUCUAUUCCCCACACAGAUACUUACUCUGGAGUCGACAUUUCUUCAGAUCUAGUUCAAAGCGAGGUGCAUCCUCCACUUGGAAUCGGAUGUCCACAUUACUUAUCUGGAAAUGAACCAUUGCCAAGUUUGUUGGUUACUCAUCUUCACUUCACCAUGGAGGAGAGAAUCCAGGGUUCAACUGCGUCUCGAUCAAUUAGUAAGGUUUAUGCUGAAAAAAAUAUCGAUUUUUUGAGGAUAAAAGCAGUACUACUUGGUUCAGAAGUUAUUUACGACUAUCGACUUGGAGUUUCAUUUCAUGUCGGAACGAAUGGAUCUAUUGCUGUAGUAUCCAUAGACUCGAAUACACCUGGAUUAGACCGGGCUUUAUUCAGUUUGGAUAAUCUUUUCAUGCUUGAUCUUAACUUUAAAUAUCUUGGGAGACUCAAAUUGGAGCAUCGAUUUGGAAUUCCUGCUGAAGCAUGGGAAUCAGUGCAAUAUAAUGUUAACAUCAAUGGAAAGAAGGUGGAUAAAGCUGUCGUCACUCAAUUUUUUGUUUCAUCGCAAAAUGAUGCCGCAGAUGACAUAUUUGAUGGUUAUACUCUUGUCAGCACCAAGAUCUCCAUCUAUGAUUAUGAUAUAUCGAAAAAAGUUUACACUUGGAGGAAUGGAAUUACAAGAGAUUAUAUGAACUUUCAACAAGUUCGAUCUAUCGAGAAUAUUCGUUCAUUAACAGAAAAGGUUAAAUACGCGUCUAGCGAUGAAAAAGUGAUACUUAACUUCGUAUUAGAGUGCGAUGCUUCAGAUCGCUCAUACAACAAAUGCAUCAAGCACACCGAGGAUCGUGUUUACUGGUUGAAAGCCGAUUUCCUUUAUUUUGUCCUUUUAGUUAAACCUGUCAGUAUAUUGCGAAUUAGUGAUAUUGAAUAUCGCUUCACUGAUACAAAAAUCGAGAUGGAAGUAACAUUUCUUGAUCUACCACAUUUAGAAUUCAACUCUAAAACUAUGUCUCUCAGUGAAGAGACAUUCGACAAGAUGAUGAAAACUAAGGCUAACAAUGAACCCGAAUGCCUAGAAAAGUUAUCACAAUUUAGUCAAGAGACAAUCAAGGUUGUCAUUUACAGACCUUCGGAUCUUGUCUGUGGGUACUUGAGUAAUCCUAAUGAUCUCAAGGAAGAUACUAAACAAGGACAAUCAGCAAGUGUCUACUUCUUUCCACUGAACAAUUUGUAUCGAGUUAAACAAGAGUUAACACUUGACCAGAUUCAUGAUGCAUACUUGCAAGAUGUUGGUAUGAAAUUCCAUGUCUUUGACAGAAGCUAUCUCACACGUUUGAAGAUUAUUGAUGUUAUCGACAAAACUAAAAAGGAAAUUGACUCGAAAAACGAUAUUACUUCUCAAAUCAGACAAAAUGCAAAGUUGAGAAUUGACAACCAAUUCACAUUCUCGGUACCAGAUGGAAAAAAUUUUGCUGAUUGUUACCGAAACUGUCAUGAAUCAGAUCAAGUUCCAUGCAUUACUUUUUCAUUCUGCAACAAUGAUGGUAAAAUUGACUGUAGAGUAAGCAGUUUGCAGGCUUCUGAUGUUGCUAAUAAGGAUCAGUCGGUUGAAACUGACCUAAAAUGUGAAAUUUAUUCUAUAAGUAUUCUCCAAGAUUAUUCAAGAAAGUCCAACAGAAAAUUUAAAACUCAGCAAUCAACUGCAGUUGAACAAGAUUCUGUGCAUUCUUGUGCAAAGGCCUGUCAUGCCUCAUCCGAAUGUAUAUCAUUUCAAUACUGUGAUGGUUCUUGUACUUUCGGUGAUUUAUUAUACACAGAUGAAGCUACUGAAUAUGAUGAGGAAUGCAUGAUAUACACUCCCAAAGUAUCUGAAAGAUACCAAAAAACAGGCAACAAAAUAGUAUCAGAUGUAAUGAUGACCGAAACCAAACUAACCUUAGAUCAAUGUGCUUCAUUGUGUUAUGAGUUAUCCGAUGGCGAGGAAACUGGAUGUAAAUCAUUUAAUUACUGCCCUAAAAGUAGAUCAGAAAGUUCUUGUUCAUUGACUCAUUUCUCAGUUAAAGGUCCUGAUACAAAAACCACUGAUGGAGGUCAUUGUUACAAUUACGAGUUAAAAGUGGAAUCGAAUGGAAAUAAACGAAAAGAAUCCAGUUCAACUAAAGAAAUUGAAGGAACAACGGGAUCAGGUGCUUUUGGUAUAAUAAUCUUGUUCCUGUUCGUCGGUGCUGCAUUGGGAUUCAUGGCUCCUUUUGCUUACUCAAAGGUUAAGCAGAUCCAUGAUGCUUCAAAGACCAAUGCUGAUUGCACUUGGAAAAGACAACAAGAUGAGCAGCCAAUUGAGAAUGUCUAUUGAAUUUAUUCGCAAAUACAAUACUAAUUACUUCCUGUAAAAACUUUUCUUUUGUGCCAUUAGCGGUCAUAUUUAAUAAAACGCUGA